UCCCACGAAGAAGAAGACAAACCGGAUGUUACGGGUGCUCCUUUUCCUGACGAAGCUAGAUAAACAAACAAAAGCAAGACAUUAUAUUCCAUAAAUUUAGGGGGGGAAAAAGUAGCCAAAUUAAAUGUAUUAAAUUUAUGGAUAUGUCUACCAGGAAUAAUUAAUUUUCGUAAAGCGGCAAUAAGCGAGGGAAAGAAGGGCUAGCAUCGUACUUGCUGAGUUAGCUGGCAGGCUAUGCAGCUUGUAGUGGUGGUUAGCUCGACAUGUUUAUUUUAGUGCUGGAGUGAAGGAGCGCGACAUGAUGGCAUGACACUGUCGCAGUGCUGGCGCGUAGCUACACUUUCACCUUAAGAUUGGAAGGUUGUGGGAAACACGUAAAAAAACUAAAAGUUUUAACCGGAACUGCACUCCGUAAGAUCUCCUCGUCGUCACCAUGGCGUGGGCUCUGAAGCUGCCUCUCACGGAUGAAGUGAUCGAGUCCGGACUGGCACAGGACUUCGAUGCCAGUCUGUCGGGCAUCGGUCAGGAGCUUGGUGCUGGGGCAUACAGCAUGAGCGAUGUGCUUGCACUCCCCAUCUUCAAGCAGGAGGAGUCGAAUUUGCCUCCCGACAGUGAGAACAAGAUCCUUCCAUUUCAGUAUGUUCUGUGUGCAGCUACCUCGCCUGCUGUUAAACUGCAUGAUGAAACACUCACCUACCUCAACCAAGGCCAGUCCUAUGAAAUUAGAAUGCUUGACAAUCGGAAAAUUGGGGAGCUUCCGGAAAUCACUGGUAAAAUGGUGAAGAGCAUCAUCCGUGUGGUGUUUCAUGACCGACGACUUCAGUACACAGAGCACCAGCAGCUGGAAGGCUGGCGCUGGAACAGGCCCGGGGAUCGCAUCCUUGACCUGGAUAUCCCCAUGUCCGUCGGCAUAAUCGACCCCAGGGCUAACCCUACUCAGCUUAACACUGUGGAGUUCCUUUGGGACCCAUCAAAAAGAACCUCAGUUUUUAUCCAGGUACACUGCAUCAGCACAGAAUUCACCAUGCGCAAGCAUGGAGGAGAGAAGGGUGUGCCUUUCCGCAUCCAGAUCGACACAUUUAAAGCAAAUGAGAGUGAAGAGUACACAGAGCACCUCCACUCUGCCUCCUGUCAGGUCAAAGUCUUCAAGCCUAAAGGUGCGGACAGGAAGCAGAAGACAGACAGGGAGAAGAUGGAGAAGAGGGCGCCGCAGGAGAAGGAGAAGUACCAGCCCUCGUAUGAAACCACAAUCCUGACAGAGUGCUGUCCCUGGCCUGAGGUCACAUACGUCAGCAACUCCCCUUCUCCUGGCUUCAACAGCACACACAACAGCUUCCCCGUUGCAGAGGGAAAUGGAUCACCGAACCACCAGCCGCCUGAGCCGGUCGUUCAGGUAUCGGAUACUGCCCAGUGUGCCGCUCGUCUUUGGGACUUGAAUUUGUUACCCACAGCAACACCGCAAGAUGCACAACAGUGGCUUUUAAUAAACCGCUUCUCGCCGUACUGUCGCCUCUUCACCAACUUCUCAGGGGCAGACCUGUUGAAGCUGACCAGGGAGGAUGUGAUUCAGAUCUGUGGACCCGCUGAUGGAAUACGGCUCUUUAAUGCACUGAAAGGACGGAUCGUUCGCCCGAGGCUGACCAUCUACGUUUGCCAGGAGUCUCAGCAGACGCGGGAGCAGCAAGUGAAACAUGAAAACGGAGAUGCUGCCGCCAACACUUUCUUUGUGUAUCACGCCAUUUACCUUGAGGAGCUCACGGCUGCUGAGCUGACGGAGAAGAUCGCUCAGCUCUUCAACAUCUCACCCAGACAGAUCAAUCAGAUCUUCAAACAGGGUCCCACUGGCAUCCACGUGCUGGUCAGUGAUGAGAUGAUUCAGAACUUCCAGGAUGAAGUCUGUUUUGUAUUGGACACAAUGAAAGAUGACACAAACGACGGUUACCACAUCAUCCUGAAGUGAAAACCGAGCUGGAGAAAAAAAAAAAAAAAGCGUUGCUGUCUUCUUUUUCCGGUCAGCCCCUCUAGAGUGUCAUACUCCUCGUUCUUCCUGGAAUAUAUGGAGAUGCCUCCCCUCCCAAGAAACUUCUUGAGGCUGCUCGGAGGAUUAUGUGACUGAAGCAACUCGCCCUCUCCUCACUUUACCUUACUGUCUUACUUUUAGAGGGAGCCACAGAUGAAUUAACAGCCUCCUUCUCGCCUCCUUCAGUUGUCUCCACUUUUAAAUCGUUGCAUUUUCCCUCUCGUCGCUUACGUCUCAUGAAAGAAGUGAGUGGCGCUGCAGCUGCUUUCACUGUUUUCGUUAGCUGAGCAUCUGCUGUGCCAAAGCUUUGCUUGUCAGCUCUUCAAAAAACCAGCAACCAAAAAAAAGAAGAAAAAAAAA
Molecule: messenger RNA, 2380 nt
Organism: Acanthopagrus latus (yellowfin seabream)
Lineage: Eukaryota; Metazoa; Chordata; Actinopteri; Spariformes; Sparidae
Gene: tfcp2
Product: transcription factor CP2
Exons: 17
Coding region: 434-1960 (508 amino acids)
Biological process (GO): regulation of transcription by RNA polymerase II
Cellular component (GO): nucleus
Molecular function (GO): RNA polymerase II cis-regulatory region sequence-specific DNA binding; DNA-binding transcription activator activity, RNA polymerase II-specific
Source: RefSeq, a predicted model, not a curated record